Molecule: messenger RNA, 493 nt
Organism: Camellia sinensis
Lineage: Eukaryota; Viridiplantae; Streptophyta; Magnoliopsida; Ericales; Theaceae
Source: RefSeq, a predicted model, not a curated record
GAAUUGAGACUCUUUGUUCAGAUCUGCAAGUAGACCAUACUGAUGUCAGGAUAUUGAUGCUUGCCUGGAAGAUGAAAGCUGAAAAACAAGGAUACUUUACCCUGGUAAGCAGAACAAUUCUGAUAUACACAUUGAAUAUAAUAAUCCUAUUUGUUGAACCUACUUCCUAGUGCUAUUGUCAUAUACCCAAAUCUGCAACUCCAGCAGUCUAUCCGUCAUCUAAAUCUUCAAUAUGCCAUGUUCUUGAAAAUCCAACCACGAAAAUGUCAAUGUUUGACUUCAAAGCAUUGACUUGGUUUUCAUUAAAAAGAUGUUGAUUUUUUUUUUUUUUUUGGGUGAUAAAUUUGGGGUAAAUUACACCAAGACCUGAGCUAUGACUCUGUUUCACUUAAUCCCCUUCACCUGAAAAACAUGACAGCUUGUAUACAUUUUCCUUUUUGUUUGCCGCCGUCAACCCCUCAUAAAUACACCAUAUUUUUAUAUAUGUAUUGUG